Danio rerio (zebrafish) is the source of this 2732-nucleotide messenger RNA. RefSeq names its product diacylglycerol O-acyltransferase 1a (gene dgat1a). Gene Ontology annotation, biological process: triglyceride biosynthetic process; retinol metabolic process; glycerolipid metabolic process. Gene Ontology annotation, molecular function: diacylglycerol O-acyltransferase activity; retinol O-fatty-acyltransferase activity; acyltransferase activity, transferring groups other than amino-acyl groups. Gene Ontology annotation, cellular component: endoplasmic reticulum membrane. Lineage: Eukaryota; Metazoa; Chordata; Actinopteri; Cypriniformes; Danionidae. The record is from RefSeq and is marked provisional.
CGGCUAUAUGGAAACAGCAUGAGAGAAAACAUGUGUCCUUUUGUGUCAUUAUAAUCGCAAACAUGGGCGACAGAAACGAGAAGGGCUCGGCGAAGCACCGGCGGAGGACUACGAUCUCCGGAGAGGCGGCGGUGACUCAAGCCAAACGCGGCGGCGCAGCAGAGACGCUGAGCGGGCAGGUGAAGGAGAAAGAGCCGCAGAAACACGAGAAUGCAGCCGGUAGACAGAAGAACCACAGCGAUGCUGGAGAGGACACAUUCAGCUGUCACAAGCUGCAGGAGUCACUGCUCAGUUCGGCCAGUGGUUUUAGCAACUACAGAGGAAUCCUCAACUGGUGUGUGGUCAUGCUGGUUUUGUCUAACGCACGGCUCGUGCUGGAGAACCUUAUAAAAUAUGGCGUUUUGGUGGACCCCAUCCAGAUCAUCUCUCUGUUCGUGAAGGACCCCUGCAGCUGGCCGGCUCUGUGCCUGAUCAUCGUCACUAACGUCUUCAUAAUGGCGGCUCUGUACACCGAGAGAAAGCUGUCUGUGGGCACCAUCUCUGAGAGAACCGGAUCUUUCCUUCACUGCAUCAAUCUGUCUGCACUGUUGUUUGUGCCGGCAGGAACGGUGCUAAGCCUGAGCUCCGUCACACCAGUGGGCGGUGUGAUGGCACUGAGUAUCUGCACUGUUCUCUUCCUCAAGCUUUACUCGUACACAGAUGUUAAUAAGUGGUGCCGAGAACAGAGACAAGCCAAAGCUCGAACCCUGUCUCGCUCUCACUCCUGUCCGUCCGUGCACAAAGCAAAUGGCACAGCGGGAUACACACACGUGACGUAUCCGGGAAACCUCACACACAGAGACAUUUAUUAUUUUGCUUUUGCACCGACUCUGUGUUACGAGCUGAAUUUUCCGCGCUCACCACGAAUACGCAAACGUUUCCUACUGCGGCGACUGCUGGAGAUGCUGUUUCUAAUGCAACUGAUGGUCGGAUUAAUACAGCAGUGGAUGGUUCCGACGAUUCAGAACUCUAUGAAACCCUUUCAGGACAUGGAUUUCUCCAGAAUGGUGGAGCGGAUGCUGAAACUCGCUGUGCCCAAUCACUUUAUCUGGCUCAUCUUUUUCUAUUGGUAUUUCCACUCCUCUAUGAACUUCGUAGCAGAGAUCAUGCAGUUCGGGGACCGCGAGUUUUACCGCGACUGGUGGAACUCUGAAACGAUUCCUUAUUUCUGGUCAAACUGGAACAUUCCUGUUCACAAGUGGUGCCUACGACACUUUUAUAAGCCCAUGUUGAUGCGAGGAGCAAAUCGAUUAGCAGCUCAGAUCGCCGUCUUCUUCCUCUCCGCUUUUUUCCACGAGUAUUUAGUGAGUGUUCCUCUCAAGAUGUUUCGGCUCUGGGCGUUUCUGGGUAUGAUGCUGCAGGUCCCGCUGGCCAUUUUGGUUGGCCGAUACCUGAGGGGUAACUAUGGCAACGCCGCCGUGUGGAUGUCUCUGAUCAUCGGCCAGCCAAUCGCAGUGCUCAUGUACGUCCACGACUACUACGUGUUGCAUUAUGGCAGCGCGUCUGAGGCCGCAGCGCCGUGACGCAGCCGCUUCCGCAAUAAUGUUGAAUGUAAAGAAACAAUGCGUCUAUUUUCAGGAGGGAGAUUUCAGAUUUUUAUCUAAAUGACUGAUUAUUAUUGAUAAAGGCACUUGGAAGGUGAGCAGACGUGUUUUUAAAUCCCACGCAAACACUGCCGAGCCAAAGCAGCACGUCAUCGCGAACACUGAAUCAUCCGUGCGUGUCAUUUAUAUUCAUGUGAUGUUUUUACUUCAGAUUUGUGCUUUUGGUGGUGUGUUUGAUUCAAUCUGUGAGUUUCUGGCACUUUAUUGAAGACUGCAUGACAUUUGUCAGCCUCUAGAAGAAUGUAACAUGCUUUUUUUACUCGAUUUUAGUAUUUGCUGUUCAUUUUGAUUAGGAAAAUGUACAAAUGAGACUUAUAAACAUUUAUAUAUCUGUGAAAAUGAUAAAGCCAAAAAGAUUAAUUACUUGCAAUAUUAUUUAAAUGUGAUUUUAUGGUGUAUAUACACUCACCGGCCACUUUAUUAGGUACACCUGUCUAACUGCUCGUUAAUCAGCCAAUCACAUGGCAGCAACUCAAUGUAUUUAGGCAUGUAGACAAGGUCAAGACGAUCUCAAUGUGAGCAUCAGAAUGAGGAAGAAAGGGGAUUUAAGUGACUUUGAACUUGGCAUGGUUGUUGGUGCCAGACGGGCUGCUCUGAGUAUUUCAGAAACUGCUGAUCUACUGGGAUUUUCACACACAAGCAUCUCUAGGGUUUACAGAGAAUUCUCCGACUGCAGCAACUGCGUGAUGCUAUCAUGUCAAUAUGGAGCAAAAUCUCUGGGGAAUAUUUCCAGUAGCUUGUUGAAUCUCUGCCAUGAAGGAUUCAGACAGUUCUGAAGGCACAAAGACGUCCAACCGGGCACUAGUAAGGUGUACCUAAUAAAGUGGCCGGUGAGUGUUCAUCAUUACAGCUGUUUAUUUGUACGUUUUUAAGCCUUUAUAUCAGUCUUUUCACUGUAUUGGAUCUGGAUAACAUGUCUAGAUUGAUGUUUAUCACAGCAGCGGGAGGUAAACUCGCUUGAUUUCAUUGCAAAUGCAAUAAGAAAAUGCCAUUUUUAAAUGCGUUUCUACAAAACCAGAUUAAACUAAACAACCAGCAGAAUCUAUUCCAGUUUGUACCCGCUCAUGUCGAAUAAACUUUUUAAAACAG